AUGUCAUUAUCGUACUGUUCCUCGGAUGCGCAAGAGAUUUCUUGGGUCGACGUCAAGACGAAGAACAUGUUCGUCGUCAACAGAUGCAGUGUAAUGAUUGGCAGUCUAUUCCUUCUCCUCUCAAUUCUUGGCCGCGUCUCUUCAAUGUUAAUGUUUGAUAAAGUGGAUGCAGAAAAUGCGUGCCUUCUGUCGAUGUGUGACGUUGAUUCGGGUUGUGUCCCCGUUGGAUGUCAAGUUGAUGGAAAUGAGAGGAUCGGAUGCGGAUAUUUCAAUCUCAAUAUCUAUCAAUAUAGGCAAUGCUACCAGCCCGGAAAGAAGGACGAUGAGCCAGAAGAGACAGCUUGGGUGCAUUGUGCCGAGGACUAUCAUUGCUCGGCUAACUGUAUCAGGAUAAUCGCCUCUCGUUUCCGGUUGAAAUGCUAUGGAAAGACAGAUUGUGAGACAAUGGCCCGUAUCCAUGAUGGAGGGGCUAAUGGAUGUCGGGCACCGCUUACGGCAUCUUAUUGGAAAAAGGUGCGCGGCGUAUGCGGUGAGGCGUGUAACAAGCCAAUCUUCCGGCGCCAC
Messenger RNA from Mesorhabditis spiculigera, 564 nucleotides. The record is from the annotation of a GenBank genome assembly. Lineage: Eukaryota; Metazoa; Nematoda; Chromadorea; Rhabditida; Rhabditidae.